This is a messenger RNA of Drosophila melanogaster (fruit fly), 595 nucleotides long. RefSeq lists its product as uncharacterized. The transcript is spliced from 2 exons. Lineage: Eukaryota; Metazoa; Arthropoda; Insecta; Diptera; Drosophilidae. Bases 67 to 501 code for a protein of 144 amino acids. The record is from RefSeq and is marked reviewed.
UUCUAUGCUCACUUUGAAGUUGACGAAGGGGAAGUUCGCAGAAGGCGAACAAAACUAGUUGUAAAAAUGUCUGCGGAUCCAAAACUUUAUGAAUAUGUCAAUUGUCCCAACUCUAGCUCGCAUUUGGUAAUGCUGUUUAAAAUGCCCUACCAUUUGCCGCUUUGUGCCAAGAAAUUUCCAUCGGACGAAUUAGCUCGCUGUCCAUAUAACAGAACCCAUAUGUACCCUAUUGCCGAUAUAUAUGAACAUAUCAUCAAGUGCCCGAGCUACUUACGCGAGGAGAGCCACAGCGACGCAAAAGAAGAUGCCAAGGACUGUGAUGCCAAGGAAAGUGAUGCCAAGGACUGGGAUGCCGACCCGCCGGUUUCGACAUAUGAUCCGAAUAUCCACUGUGAGAAGAACCCUAUCAUUCGUCGUCUGCACGGAGCUACGCGCUCCUCUCGCCGGGCAUUCCGCGAAAAGGAACGCAAGCGAUUAAUGGAUUUGAAUACUUUUCCUUAAUCUAUGAACAUACUUACUUACUUACAUACAUCAUAUGAAUACAUACAUAUACAUAUACAACAUACAUACAAAUAAACAUAUUUCAUACAUUUCG